This is a messenger RNA of Eutrema salsugineum, 802 nucleotides long. Its product is annotated as chaperone protein dnaJ 11, chloroplastic. The transcript has a single exon. NCBI's taxonomy places the organism in Eukaryota, Viridiplantae, Streptophyta, Magnoliopsida, Brassicales, Brassicaceae. The record is from RefSeq and is a predicted model, not a curated record. Bases 82 to 561 code for a protein of 159 amino acids.
CUCGAUCCCUCUCUCCUUGUGAUUCAUAUCCACUUCUCUGCUUCCGAAUUUGUGCCCUCCAAUUUUACUAUAAUUGCGUAAAUGUCAGGAAUCCUAGUUUAUUCCGCCGGUAACUCCCUUCGAUUCUCACCGGGAAAUAGCCUUACUCAGCCGAAGACAGCCAGAUCCCGUAACGGAAAGGCUCGAUUUCCCACCGGAGCUACGUCGUUUAGGGCUUCGGCGCAGACGCUCAACGCCGAGCCGGCUGUAAUGGAAUCCGUUCGUCGGCGAGUGUCGAGUCUCUACGAACUGCUAAAAGUCAAUGAAACGGCGUCGUUGACGGAGAUUAAGACGGCUUACCGGAGCUUAGCGAAGGUGUACCAUCCGGAUGCGUCGGAAUCUGACGGACGAGAUUUCAUGGAGAUCCAUAAAGCUUACGCGACACUGGCGGAUCCGACGACCAGAGCGAUCUACGAUUCGACGCUGGGAGCACGACGGAGACGGGUGCACGCUGGGGCUAUGGGUCGGGCGGGUCGAGUUUACACGACGACCCGGAGAUGGGAGACGGAUCAGUGUUGGUAAUCUACGCUUCCGAUGAUUUUGCGGCACCGAAAAAAUGGCACUUUUUGACUUCAUUUUCCCCUUUCGUUAUAUUUUUUUUCGUUUUCCCAGUCGUAUCUUGGAAAAUUUAGGGGAAUUUAAGUUUUUUAUCAGCCAUUUUUUUUUUUUUUGCUUUUGUUUUAACUUAAGAAGUUAACAAUGUAUAACACAAGUUAUGAAUCCAUAGAUAGAUGUAUAUUAUCUGUAUUUUCUGCUUUCUAAA